UGACUUUUAAGGUGAUGAUGGAGGAAUGGUAUAUACUCUUUGAUGCCGGAACCCCGUCCUGGGGGACUUGAAGAGAUGGGAUGCACUUAAAUACCUUGACUGUUGAUCGGUCUUUACAAACUCAGCCCUCUUUUUCAUUUUGCCUGAGCCAAGGAGCAGCUGUUUGUCUCCGGAAGGUCAGGCAGUUCUGAAUCUCUAAGCAAGUAGAAUCGACAUUUUGAGGGAGACGAGUCACUAAUCAAGAUCUAGCUAGGCAUGGCUGGAAACCAACUUGGAGUUCUUAAUGCUCUGGAUGUAGCAAAGACGCAAUGGUACCAUUUCACUGCAAUUAUAAUUGCAGGAAUGGGUUUCUUUACUGAUGCUUAUGACCUUUUUAGCAUCUCUCUCAUCACAAAAUUGCUUGGCCGUAUAUACUACCACGUUGAAGGAGCUGACAAGCCUGGAACAUUGCCUCCUAAUGUAGCAGCUGCUGUUAAUGGUGUGGCCUUUUGCGGCACUUUAGCUGGUCAGCUUUUCUUUGGCUGGCUUGGUGAUAAAUUAGGGCGGAAACGAGUUUAUGGACUUACCCUGAUGCUUAUGGUGAUCUGCUCCAUUGCCUCCGGGCUUUCAUUUGGAGACUCUCCGAAGGGUGUCAUCGCAACACUCUGUUUCUUCAGGUUUUGGCUUGGUUUUGGAAUUGGAGGUGACUAUCCCCUCUCAGCCACAAUUAUGUCUGAAUAUGCCAACAAGAAGACUCGUGGAGCAUUUAUCUCCGCAGUUUUUGCAAUGCAAGGGUUUGGAAUUUUGGCAGGUGGGAUUGUUGCUCUUAUCGUGUCAGCUGCAUUUGAUCAUGCGUACAAGGCCCGUCCAUAUUCUGUUAACGAAGACCGGUCAACUGUCCCUGAAGCUGACUAUAUUUGGCGCAUCAUUCUGAUGUUUGGAGCAGUUCCUGCUCUCCUCACUUACUACUGGCGAAUGAAGAUGCCAGAAACAGCCCGUUAUACUGCUCUCAUUGCCAGAAACGCAAAACAGGCUGCUGCAGACAUGUCCAAGGUCUUGCAAGUGGAGCUGGAAGCUGAAGAGGAGAAGGUGGAGAAGAUAGGAGUAGCGGAAUCCAAGUCUUUUGGUCUUUUCAGUAGGGAAUUUGCACGGCGCCACGGACUACACUUGCUUGGAACAACUACUACUUGGUUCUUAUUGGACAUUGCCUAUUACAGUUCCAACCUGUUUCAAAAGGACAUCUUUAGUGCGAUUGGCUGGCUUCCAAAACCUGAAACUAUGAGUGCAACUCAUGAGGUUUAUCGGGUUGCAAAGGCGCAAACACUCAUUGCACUUUGUGGCACUGUUCCUGGAUACUGGUUUACAGUGGCUUUCAUCGAUUAUUUAGGCAGGUUCACAAUUCAAUUGAUGGGUUUCUUCUUCAUGACUGUGUUCAUGUUUGCUCUUGCCAUCCCUUAUCAUCAUUGGAAAUCUCACAACGCUGGAUUCCUUAUUAUGUACUCAUUGACCUUUUUCUUUGCAAACUUUGGACCCAAUGCCACCACAUUUGUUGUGCCCGCUGAGAUUUUUCCAGCAAGGCUGAGGUCAACAUGCCAUGGGAUAUCUGCAGCAGCUGGAAAAGCUGGGGCCAUUGUUGGUGCAUUUGGCUUCUUGUAUGCUUCACAAAGUACGAACCCAUCAGACACUGAUGCAGGUUACCCACCUGGUAUUGGAAUGAAAAAUUCACUGAUUGUGCUUGGUGCCAUCAACUGCCUUGGGAUGGUGUUUACUCUUCUGGUGCCCGAGUCGAAGGGAAAAUCAUUGGAAGAGCUAACAGGUGAAAAUGAAGAGGACGGUGAUGAGAUCCAGCAGACAUCUUCUGUUCAGACCGUUCCGGUCUGAACUAGCAAAGUUUAACUAGGAUGUUCCGACCAAUUUAUAAAUUAGAUAUUCAGAAAUGGAAUGCCAAAAAUAGGACAAUGAAAGG
This is a messenger RNA of Theobroma umbraticum, 1945 nucleotides long. Its product is annotated as putative inorganic phosphate transporter 1-5. The record is from RefSeq and is a predicted model, not a curated record. Gene Ontology annotation, cellular component: membrane. Gene Ontology annotation, molecular function: phosphate transmembrane transporter activity. Lineage: Eukaryota; Viridiplantae; Streptophyta; Magnoliopsida; Malvales; Malvaceae. Gene Ontology annotation, biological process: transmembrane transport; phosphate ion transport.